AUGGCCGAUCGACCACGAGUCAUCCUUGAGAAGUCCCGCACCGUCCGCCGUCGGUACCAACGUAGCAACAAACGGUUUCAGUUCACGGCAUCUCAGAUAGCCCGGAUCGAGCGAGAAGAAGAGCGUGAAAUCCAAGCACAGAAGCUCCGGGAAAAGGAGAAGCGACGCAUACAGUUAAAGAAGAAGAAGGCAGAGAAGGAAGCAAAAGCCCGCGAGGAACGAAUUCGCCGUGGUAUUCCGGACCCUAAUGCUCCUGCUGUACCUGCGAGUCAGCCAUUGUUGUUCAACUUCAUCAAGAGAACGCCAUCUGUUCAGCCGGAAAGCGAAAGCCCUGAGGAGCAGACUAGGGCCGAUCCUGAGAGUCAUAUUGAGACCGACACGGCCACCGAAUCUGAGAAUGACGAUUUGAGCUUCGAGGAUGAAGAGUUUGACAAUAUUCUGAUUGCUCUAGAUGGGGCAGACCAUCCGACACCGGUUGAGAAGGCAGAUGGCUCCGGCGCGAAAAAUAAUGGGAACGAUGAGGACGAGUUCUCCGACUGCUCCGCUUUCUAUGAUGAAGAUCUCUUCAAAGCGACCGAAAUUGUUGAUCAGGUGUCAGUUGCGACGGUCUUGAGCACAGAUUCCUUCGAAGACGAUACUGCCAUCCUUUUGGAGAAGUUCGUGCCCGAUUUCGAUCCAGGAUCCAGCUUCGACCAGGAGCUGAUCCUAACAGAUAUUCAACCCAGCCCGAAUAAGAUGCCAUUCGUCUCAAUCAAUAACCAUCAACUACAUUACGCCGACUCCCAUCCAAACGGAGCUCCCGCCAACGGCCUUACCUUCUUUUUUAUCCAUGGCCUAGGCUCAUCGCAAAACUAUUACUUUCCGCUCCUCCCGCACUUGACCCCUCAGCAUCGCUGCAUCACUGCCGAUACCUAUGGCUCCGGUCGCUCUACAUACACAGGCCAGUCUGUCUCUAUCGCAUCCAUAGCCGAUGAUGUGAUCGGGGUACUAGAUGCGCUGAACAUUCCACAAGCUGUUGUGGUCGGUCACUCUAUGGGUGGGCUAGUUGUCACGCUUCUGGGAUCUGAACAUGCAGAUCGCGUGAAGGGUAUUGUAGCGAUUGGGCCAACUCACCCUUCCGAGACUCUAACAUCGGUGAUGCGAAAGCGCAGUGCAACCGCGGCCGAGGGUGGCAUGGAGUCUCUAGCGAACAGCAUUCCCUACCAAGCUACUGGCUCGGCAGCUUCCCCGCUCGCUAGCUCCUUCAUCCGGGAACUCGUCCUUGGACAGAAUCCGAAGGGUUAUGCGGCUCUAUGUCAGGCCAUCGCCAACGCUCCUACUAUUGACUACUCGGCUAUCAAUAUACCGUUUCUAUUAAUUGCGGGGGACGAAGAUAAGUCGGCUAGUCUGGAGGGGUGUCAGUAUAUUUUUGAUCGCGUGUCAAGUGCGAACAAGAAGAUGGAAGUGUUGCCGCAGGUCGGACACUGGCAUUGUAUCGAGGCGCCGGACACUGUUGGAAGGGCGAUUGCAGCCUUCGUUAAGACGAGCUUCUAAAGUAAUCUAAUGGCGCAUACCUUAAGCUUAAUUCUUUCUGCAAGUGUACUCUUGGGCUUUGCUGUGCAGCAUAGUAGGACCGGCGGAUAAUAGCAUGCGUUGAUUGGCCGAAGCUCCUAUCCGAUCCGCAGUCAUCGGAUCGCUCCGAUCUCUCCCCCUCAACAUCGGAAGGGAACAU
This is a messenger RNA of Aspergillus nidulans FGSC A4, 1711 nucleotides long. Its product is annotated as alpha/beta fold hydrolase. The coding region runs from base 1 to 1533 and encodes 510 amino acids. The record is from RefSeq and is a predicted model, not a curated record. The transcript has 3 exons. NCBI's taxonomy places the organism in Eukaryota, Fungi, Ascomycota, Eurotiomycetes, Eurotiales, Aspergillaceae.